AUGUUUGCGGUCACCGGAACUCAAAUAUCGAAAUCGACAAUGAGAAUUGUUACAAGAAGUCCAAUUAGAAGAAACUUUAGAAAGAGAUGUCGAGGCUUCAAAGGCCUAGAGGUCAUCGGCGGAUCUGGACGAAAUUCUGAAACUAUUUGGCAUGUAAUCGAAUUUUCACAAUAUGGCCACGAUUCAAAAGAGGCGGAAAAUCGCACAAAUUCAAAAGGACUUCAAGUCCAAAUCGGAUACUGA
Molecule: messenger RNA, 243 nt
Organism: Caenorhabditis angaria
Lineage: Eukaryota; Metazoa; Nematoda; Chromadorea; Rhabditida; Rhabditidae
Source: the annotation of a GenBank genome assembly